AUGUCUAUAACACGAAGCACUAGCGAACUAAAAAUCCCAGCACCACCUCCAUCGCCGAUCCCAACGGGAAGAGGUUCCCGUUCUGCUGCCAAUGAAAUCUUGAUAGAAUACCUCGAACAGUCUUUAAAUGUCCCUGACCUUGCCUUGCCUGAACCUUGCAUUCCUCUUAACAAACAUCAAAACAUUCCUGUUGAAAUCAAUUACCGAUUGUUGGAAUCAAGAGAUUGGGAGAGUAAGGAUCGGCUUUUAGAGUCGGUUAAGGAAUUUGGGGUGUUUAAGGUUAUUGAUCAUGGGAUUUCGGUUGAGGAGAUGGGAUUCUUGGUCAAAGAAGCCGAUCGGGUUUUCCGUGUUAUGGAGCCGAAAAAUGUGGGAUUUCGGAGAAAUUAUCAACAGAAGGAGAUAGUGUGGGUUUUGUCUGGCGAGGAAAGAAUGGAAUUGGCGGGAGAGUUUGUCGGAGCUGAAAGAUUUCGUGAUUUUAGUGAAAAGAUGGAGAAUGUUGCAAGUAAACUUGAGGCAAUUGCGCAACAAUUGUACAAAUUUUUAGUCGAAAACACAGACAAAGAGCAUUUUGGGAAGACAAUGACAAUGCAAGGGAAAGAGUCUAUCCUUAGCUUGUUCAGACACAACCACAGAAAUGACAUCGAAUUGGAACAACAGAUGCUUAAUGAGAAAAACAGGAAAUGUUCUGAUCAUAUUUUGCGUCUCCAUUUUCCCACAACGCAGUCUCAAUUUUCUCUCCGGACGGACCAAGGCCCUCUGUGUUUUGAUGCUGGACCAGACGCUAUUGUUGUCACCGUAGGAAAACAUUUGCAGAAACAAAAAGCUUGUAAUUCUGCUAUUGGUUUGAAUAAACUGCCUUUAUCUUGGUGUCGUGCAACAAGAGGAAAGAAGAGCAACGACGAAGGGAAAAAGGAAAAAGGAAAGAAAGAUGAGACAUGA
This is a messenger RNA of Dovyalis caffra, 939 nucleotides long. NCBI's taxonomy places the organism in Eukaryota, Viridiplantae, Streptophyta, Magnoliopsida, Malpighiales, Salicaceae. The record is from the annotation of a GenBank genome assembly.